This is a messenger RNA of Seriola dumerili (greater amberjack), 645 nucleotides long. RefSeq names its product eotaxin-like. The record is from RefSeq and is a predicted model, not a curated record. NCBI's taxonomy places the organism in Eukaryota, Metazoa, Chordata, Actinopteri, Carangiformes, Carangidae. The transcript is spliced from 3 exons. Gene Ontology annotation, cellular component: extracellular region. Gene Ontology annotation, molecular function: CCR chemokine receptor binding; chemokine activity. Gene Ontology annotation, biological process: lymphocyte chemotaxis; cellular response to tumor necrosis factor; monocyte chemotaxis. The coding region runs from base 129 to 434 and encodes 101 amino acids.
GCGUAUCUGUGGGUGCAACACGCUCGAGUUGCAAGUGGCAUAAAUGAAUGUGAGCACUGUGUUGGUGGCCUUAAAAGAGGAUAGCAGUGCAGACUCCCCAUCAUAUCUGUUUUAGCCAGACACACGCAAUGACAAGUCUCGCCUUUGUCUCGCUUUUACUUGUGACUUCCUUGGUGUCCACAGCCACAGCUCAAGGUGGGAUUGGAAGUUGCUGUCGCCACAUUUCAAACACUCAGGUGCACCGAGAGUUGUUGAAGAGUUACUAUGUACAACAUCAACCAUCAUGCAAUCUACAUGUUGUGGUAUUCACCACGCUGAAAGACAAGAGAAUUUGCUCUGCGCCCAGCAAAUUGUGGACCCAGACAAGCAUGGCUUUCCUAGACGGAAAGAACUGGCACCACCAACAUACGACCUCACAACAGCAGCACCACUGACACAACGGCCACCUUCACACAUAAAAUACAACACUUUUGAAUCUAAAAUAAACAGUCCAUAGCUCCCAUUUUUUUCUCUACUGUUUGAGAUCCACAGAUUUAAGUUAAAUAUCUAUUGUAUUUGUUUGUUUUUUUGUUUAAUUUUCAAAUUCUGACCUUUUGUAUGAAUGUAAAUAUGUAAAUAACUUGUUACUUUCAUAUUGUAAUGAUA